Phyllostomus hastatus (greater spear-nosed bat) is the source of this 1789-nucleotide messenger RNA. It is a transcript of the gene PSAPL1, whose product is annotated as prosaposin like 1. The transcript has a single exon. The coding region runs from base 17 to 1567 and encodes 516 amino acids. The record is from RefSeq and is a predicted model, not a curated record. NCBI's taxonomy places the organism in Eukaryota, Metazoa, Chordata, Mammalia, Chiroptera, Phyllostomidae. Gene Ontology annotation, cellular component: lysosome. Gene Ontology annotation, biological process: sphingolipid metabolic process.
CCACUGAGCCAGCAGCAUGCUCCCCGCGCUGCUUCUGCUGCCCAGCCUCCUGGGGGCCGCGCUGGCCAGCCCCGUGCAGGGCGCCCGGGAGUGCGCGCGGGGCGCUGCCGUGUGGUGUCAGGACCUGCAGGCGGCGACGGAGUGCGGGGCCGUGGGGCACUGCCGGAGCGCCGUCUGGGGCAAGCCCCCGGCCAGGUCCCUGUCCUGUGACCUGUGCCUGGAUGUGGUGGCCGCCGGCAGCAACGGGCUGAACCCCAAUGCCACAGAGACGGACGUCCUGGCUCUGGUGACGAAGACCUGUGAGUGGCUUCCCAGCCAGGACUCCUCGGCCAAAUGCAAGGAGAUGACGGACGUCCACAGCCCGGCCAUCCUGGACAUGCUGCGGGGGGACCCGGGCCGCGCCCCGGCCCAGGUGUGCACCGCGCUCACCCUCUGCCAGCCGCUGCAGAGGGUCCCGGCCACCCCGGGGUCACCCUCCGAGGAGGACACAUCCGAGGUGGUGGCCCCGUUCACGGCCGGCGGGCCCGUCGGCCCCCACCCCCUGCAGACUCCUGAGGACACCGUGUGCCGGGACUGCGUCCAGAUGGUCGCCCGGCUCCAAGACGCCGUUGGGUCCAACAUGUCCAGCCUGGCAGAAGUGACCACCCAGGAGCAGUGCAAGCCCCUGGGGCCGGGCCUGGAUCUCAUGUGCAAGAACUACAUCCUUCACUUCCUCGCCCCUGCUGAGCACAUGCUGAGGCUCGUCCUGCCCGAGGAGACCUGCGAGAGGGGGGGCUUCUGCGAGGAGGUGCGGGGGCCCGCUGCGGACUCGGUCCCUUCCCUGGAGCCGCUGUCCGCCAGGGAGAGGGACCAGCUGCUGAUGAAGGCCGGCCUGACCUGCGAGGUGUGCCUGCAGGUGGUCCAGGAGCUGGACCAGUGGCUGGACUCCGACAGCACGGAGGCCCUGAUCCGCCGAGGCCUGGAGCGCGUGUGCUCGGUGAUGCCCACGUCCAUCGUGAAGCAGUGCGUCACCAUGGUGGACACCUACAGCCCCGCCCUGGUGCAGUUCGUGACCAAGGUGCCCCCGGAGGAGGUGUGCAGGACCAUCCGGCUCUGCAGCCCCCAGCGGCGGCGGGCGCGGGCCAUCCACGAGGCCUCCAAACCCACCCUGCCCCUGCUGCUGGACACGGAGAACCAGGGCCACUUCUGCAACGGGUGCCAGAGGCUGCUGGGCGUGUCCACCCGGAACCUGGAGCGCAAGACCACCCAGCGCAACAUCCUGAAGGCCUUCAAGGGCGGCUGCACCAUCCUGCCGCUGCCCUACAUGAUCCAGUGCCGCCGCUUCGUGGACGAGUACGAGCCCGUGCUCCUCUCGACCCUCAGGGAGGUGAUGGACCCCCUCAGCCUGUGCACGAAGGUGGGCGCCUGCCACGCCUCCAGGACCCCGCUGCUGGGCACCGACCAGUGCGUCAUGGGUCCCAGCUUCUGGUGCUCGAACCAGGACGCGGCCGAGAUGUGCAACGCCGUGGAGCACUGCCAGCGCCACACGUGGAAGGUGGCGCCCUUCCACACCGGGGAGCACGAGUGACCGUGGCCGCCAGCGACCCCCGGGGGGCCCUCCUCUCCUCGGCUCCCGCAGGGACCCUCCGAGGUGGGCGCUGUUCCCACUCCCACGUCACAGACGAGAACUGAGGUUCUGGGUGUGGCACCUGCCAGCGCCGAAGUCCCCGAUCUCCAUCUGGGCAGCGGCGCCGUGCGGCUCUGCCCGUGUGAGUGUCCCCCCCCCCCGCCCCCCCGGACUGGAACCGAC